UGUGCUGCAGAGGUGAACGUUUCUCCACUUAGGAAAAUGCUGAUGAGCAGCUGUGGAUUCCCCAAAAACUUUAAACCAAAACUUAUUUUACUUUAAAUAAUCAGAGAGAAGAGACGGCAGCUGGAGCGACAGGAACUGUUUUAAUCUGUGUGAGAUAUUAAGAUGAGCGCAGACACGGUGGAGCAGUCGGAGGCUCCAGCCGAACAGGCAGAGCAAAAUGGAAUCGGCUUCAAUCGACACAUAAAAACAGAGGGGAACCUCGACUCGCCUCACUCAGCCGCCGCUCUGAAGACAUGCCACCUGACGCAGAGCUCUGGAAGUCAGCUGUCUGGGGAGCUCACAUCUCUCCACACUAUGCAGCAGCUGGUUCUGAUGCCUCCAUCUCACCUGACGUCUCCCUCCCCCUUCCUGCUCUCCCAGAGCCCCACCAGCCACCAAGGGGGAUUUCCUAUUGACGGACAACAGUAUAUCCAUUCGCCCAACACGUCUGCCUAUGUCCAAACACUUCUGCAGCAGAACCUGCUGAAUCAAACAAAUCUCCUCCAGCAUCAAUCUGGACUGGCUCUGACUCCACAGGCCAUGAGCCGCUCUGGUCUGGCUGGGUCAUCCAUGGAGAACCACAUGGACAUGUCCCACCUGCAGAUGCCCAAACACAUGUCAGUGCCCCCACAGGAGGAACCCUCUGACCUGGAAGAGCUGGAGCUGUUUGCUAAAGCAUUCAAACAAAGACGCAUCAAACUGGGCUUCACACAGGGGGACGUAGGCCUUGCAAUGGGAAAACUGUACGGGAAUGAUUUCAGUCAGACCACAAUCUCUCGCUUUGAGGCUCUCAACCUCAGCUUCAAAAACAUGUGCAAGCUCAAACCUCUGCUGGAGAAAUGGCUGAGUGAUGCAGAAAACUCCCCUUCUGACUCGAUGAGUAGCACUUCUCUGCCGCCCCUGAUCGAGGGCUACGGACGCAAACGGAAAAAAAGGACAAGCAUUGAAACAAACAUCAAGCAGACUUUGGAGAAACGUUUCCUUGACAACCCUAAGCCAAACUCAGAGGAGAUAACUCUGAUCUCGGAGCAGCUGUCCAUGGAGAAGGAGGUGGUUCGAGUUUGGUUUUGUAAUCGGCGUCAGAAAGAGAAGAGGAUCUAUUGCCCUGUGACCAGUUUAUCUGUCAAGACCCACAGCUACAACUCCAGAAUGGCCUCAGGAUCCAGACCAUACAGCCCUCUGGCUUCAGGCGGAGUUUCAUCAAAUUCCUCUCCAAACAGUGCCAGCCGUGAAGCUUCUCCCAACGGUCUGUCCUCAGCCUCCGUCUCUCUGGCCUCUCAGGUCAACCCUUCCUACAGCACACCAGGGUCUUGGUACCGGACGUGGAACCAUGCAGCGUAUCAUCACUGAGAAACAUGAACUGUACAACAUGACGUUCUGAGAAGGAUGUACAAUGAAGAUGUGUGAAGGAGUAUACACUUGUUAUGAACAGGGUUACACAGCUUAAGGCAAACCCCAUAAAAAAGAACAGCAGAGGACUGCAAACACACCACACUAACUGCUGUUACGACAGCCUCAAGCUGUUUGAUUUGUGUUCAUUGACUCUGUGUAGACCGGCUGCAAAGAGGACGAAUACACAGCAAGACCUGACAAGAUCUCUGAAACUCUAGUGAGGAUUCUCAUCUGCAAACCUAUACGGCUCGAAUAGACUCAAAUACUUGGUUUGAUGAUUGUGUGCUAUACUGUUGCUUUUUUCCCUGCCAUCUUUAUGCUGUCUACAGUUGUUGCUGUUUGUCUUUUUAUUUUAGUGAAUAUUGUAUUAGUGAGUUUGAUUCAAUCCUAUUUACUGCGAGUCUGUCUUAAUAAAUAUGCAGUCAAAAUUAAAGCAGUUUGUGACUGGAGCAAAACGCCUUAUAUUUAACCUUAUUUCAAUGUACAGAGCAGCUUUAAAUUCAAUGAUUGGUUAUUUAAAGGUGUUUUAUUGCAACUUUCUAUCAGUCAUGAUAGCAGAGACAGUCAGUUUAAGAAACCGAUCAGAUCGGUUUAUGCGGGUUAUCACUUUUUUCUAUGUUAAUAAUCCAUGAUUGCACUAGAAACCGGUGGUAGUAGUUCACAAUUGAACUAAACUCAUCUGUAAUCUGUGAUUUAUUUAUUUCAAAUAUGUACCAAAUAACAUGUAAUCAACUUUUAACAUCUAGCAAACUUUUAGAAUACACACUUUCAUAAAAUAAUUAAAAUGCACAACGUUAAAAUGGUUUCAACGUCCCAGAGUAAAAAAACUAUCCUUAAUCUUAUUUAUAUUUCAAAUAAUGAACUCACUAUUUAUCCUAUAUACAGCUCACCAAGACCUUAUGCUUUUAUCACGGAAUAUUCACUCAUCAGAUUAAGCUUGCCCUUCCUCAUCCAUAAUAACUCUUAAAAUGUUUUCUAUUUCUUGAAUUGAUUUGGCCUAUAUUUAAAUUUAGCCUGCCCAAAUUUAAAAACACAUUCUACAACCUGGAAUGAAAAUGAGGUUUUAUUUUCUGCCCUUGCCUCCCUGUCUGGGAAUUGUUUUGCUUGUGGGUCAAUUAUAUAUUAAAUUCUACAAGAUCUAUAAACUUAAAGCAGCUCUGUUAGUCAUUAAUGAUUCUUUGCACUGUUUGUUUACAACAACCUGAUCUUCUGCUCAUUUCAUGUUCCCUGCCGGUCUACUGUUUAGCAAUGUUUUCCCCAGAGCUCAGUAAUUAUCUUUGGGAAAACUUCUCAAAAACAAAACCAAUAAACCAGAAUUGUAAGAGAUGUGAUAAAUAAAACAUUUGUAUUUUUCUCCUUGCUUUUCACCGAGUUAGCUUUAGUUUUUUAGAUAUUAAAUCCCAUAAGGAAACCAAGACCAACACUGUGGUAGUCCGUCUCGUAAUGUCUAUGGCUCUAUUUUGUAACAGCUACAUUUUCAACUCAAGUGAAGUUUUCUGUGCUGAAGGUUUGAACCGCGCUGUGUGAUCCUCUGAGCCUUUUUUACAUUUUUGACCACCUCAGAUCCAUAUUCACUUUUGCUCUCUGUAAUUAAAACGAGGAAAGAAUCAGGGAUUGGCUUUUCUUCUCAAUUUGUCAGUGUAAUUGUUGCUACCCUGAACGCACCUCCUGAAGUGCGUCUUCACAAAUCAGAGUUUAGUGAAGUUAAACUUUGGAUGUAAACCUCGCAGACAAUCCAAAGCUCUUUUUCAGACAGUGAAUAAAUAACAUGUCCUAUA
This is a messenger RNA of Eleginops maclovinus (Patagonian blennie), 3209 nucleotides long. It is a transcript of the gene pou2f3, whose product is annotated as POU class 2 homeobox 3. The transcript has 14 exons. The record is from RefSeq and is a predicted model, not a curated record. Gene Ontology annotation, molecular function: DNA-binding transcription factor activity, RNA polymerase II-specific; RNA polymerase II cis-regulatory region sequence-specific DNA binding. NCBI's taxonomy places the organism in Eukaryota, Metazoa, Chordata, Actinopteri, Perciformes, Eleginopidae. Gene Ontology annotation, biological process: regulation of transcription by RNA polymerase II. Gene Ontology annotation, cellular component: nucleus. The coding region runs from base 163 to 1389 and encodes 408 amino acids.